ACACUGCCUAAGGAGGGGUUUGCGCCGGUACCACAAAGCGGAAUAAUAGAUAUUCCGGCUUCGGCGACCCUCUUAUUAAUCCAAACGCAGCUUCCCAACACUCCUAAUAUCAGACGGAGCAUUACCCUCAUUCCACUAUUGAACCAACAGUCGCUGUUGGCUUCAACCCGGUUAGCAAGAAGUCACCCGAACCAGUCUUCAAGUAUGCUAACUUGUCUUUGUCAAUGGAUGUUAGAUGGAAAACUAAGCACAAGCGAUAAUACGGCGCUGCUUAAGUCUCCAACAUUCGCUCAACAAUUAUCUUGCUGGAUGAAAACCAAUGUCGCAGGAGGAAAUAAGGAGGCUACGUCAGCUUCUAGAAGAAGCAGACCGACGCCUUGCUGA
This is a messenger RNA of Rasamsonia emersonii CBS 393.64, 384 nucleotides long. RefSeq lists its product as uncharacterized. The record is from RefSeq and is a predicted model, not a curated record. NCBI's taxonomy places the organism in Eukaryota, Fungi, Ascomycota, Eurotiomycetes, Eurotiales, Trichocomaceae. The annotation marks the transcript as partial. The transcript has a single exon.